CACCCGCUGCGACCUCUCUCUCACUACCGCCCGCUCACCAUGUCGACCCUUUUCAGUAGCGCCGCAGCCCCGGCGCCUACGUCAACAACUGGAGACACGAGCAAAGACCUAGAGAUCGCCGCCAAUAUGCUGCCAUCCGAUAGUGUCUCCGCCCUCGCCUUUUCACCUACCCACGAUUUGCUCGCCCUGUGUGCAUGGGAUGGCACGGUCCGCAUCUACGAAGUGAGCAACAAUGGCAACGUAUCUGGCAAAUGGAUGUUCAAGUGCGAGCCCAAGGCAGGAGGUCCGCUCGAGCAUCCUCUCUGCGUCACUUGGUCCAAGGAUGGAGCCGCCAUUGCAGCCGGAGGUGACGGUGGCACGAUUUUCUACGUUAACCUCAACGAAGCUGGACCCGGGGGUGAGAUCAAACCUACGCUCGAUUUCAAGCAGCAUGAGUUGGGUGUCAAAGGUCUUUGCUUCUUCAUGAGUGGUGGGAAAAGUUUGCUUGCGAGCGGCUCUUGGGACAAGACGUUGAAGUACUGGGACCUCCCAAGCCAUGGCCAAGUGGGACAGACCGUACAGUGUGCGGAGCGCGUCUACAGCAUGGACGUCAAGGACCACCUACUCGUCGUCGCAACUGCCGAGCGCCAUAUCCACAUCAUCAAUCUGAAUGAGCCUAACAAAAUCUACAAGACGAUACAGAGUCCGCUGAAAUGGCAAACGAGGGUUGUGAGCUGUUUCACGGAUGCGUCAGGGUUUGCUGUAGGCUCCAUCGAGGGUCGUUGCGCCAUCCAAUACGCUGAAGACAAAGACACAAGUCUCAAUUUUUCUUUCAAAUGCCAUCGCCAACCAGAUCCCACUACCCGCGACCUUGCUAAGGUGUAUUCCGUCAAUGCGAUCUCCUUCCAUCCGCAACACGGCACAUUCAGCACUGCGGGCUCGGACGGCACGUUUCACUUUUGGGACAAGGAUGCCAAACAUAGACUGAAAGGAUACCCAGAAGUGAAUGGCUCCAUCACAGCUACAAGUUUCAGCAAAGACGGUAAUAUCUUUGCCUACGCCAUCAGCUACGACUGGAGCAAAGGGUAUAGUGCCAACAACCCCCAGCAACCCAUUAAAGUCAAGCUCCAUCCCAUCAUGGGUGACGAGUGCAAGCCGAGGCCCGGGUCGAAGAAGAGAUAG
Periconia digitata is the source of this 1161-nucleotide messenger RNA. The record is from the annotation of a GenBank genome assembly. NCBI's taxonomy places the organism in Eukaryota, Fungi, Ascomycota, Dothideomycetes, Pleosporales, Periconiaceae.